AUGGGAGACCCCCAAUACCUCCGUUUCCCGACGUUGUCCCUCGCCCAGAACGUAUUCGCCAUCGCAUCGCCGUCGACGUCUCCCUCUGCCAAGAAUGUCGCUCUACAGGCAAUCCAAGAUGACAUCCGUACGCACCAGAUGGCGCCGCUGUACGCCUACCUUGCUCACCCACAAUCUGGUCGUCUGAAUAAGGCAGGUGAGGGCAGUGGCGCCAUGUCACCCACUCUUGGCCGCGCUUCAGCAGCCAGCCACAGCCAGGGCAGCGCUCCGUCACCUGGCCACACUCUACGACGUACGAGCAGUAUCAAUGCGCCUUCAAUCGUAGGUGUUCUCGGCGGCAAGACUGACUCCAGCGUGGAGCUUCCGUGGGACGAGUCGCUGUAUACCAAGCUACAGAAAGAGAACGAGGCUGAGCUAGCCGCUAUUCAAAAAGAAGAAGACGAUGCCCUUGAGAACUCGGGCGAGACUGAGGUGCAGACCGCUCGUGGCAAACGCGCCGAGUUCUAUGCACGUGUGGGCGACAAGGACCGUGCGCUGGAGGAGUUUGAGAAGCUGCUAGAGAAGACUGGCAUUUUGGGCACCAAGAUUGACAUUGUGCUCGCCAUCAUCCGCCUUGGCCUGUUCUUUGACGACAAGCUGCUAGUCAAGAAGAACGUCGCCCGAGCAAGCCAGCUUGUCGAGAGUGGAGGCGAUUGGGACCGUCGCAAUCGCCUCAAGGCAUAUCAGGGUCUACACCUUCUGACCAUCCGCGCAUACAACCUGGCUGCUCCUCUUCUCCUCGACUCGCUCUCUACAUUCACAUCUACCGAGCUUUGCCCAUACAGUUCAUUGGUCGUUUACGCAACUCUAGCCGGUUCCGUCAGCCUGCCUCGCCGCGAUUACAAGACCAAGGUAGUUGACGCUCCCGAGGUUCGAGCUGUCUUUGGUAGCGAGUCUGAUGCCGAUCGCCUCGCCGCGAUUGGCGGCGCUGCAUCAGCUGGACCGGGAGCUGGAGACGAGGAGAAGAUGGCCGUCGACGAGCAAUCUGCCACGCCCAAGCCAGCUGCUGUCAAUUUGACCACUCUUGCGAUGGGGUCCGCAUCGGCCGAGGCACAGGCAAAGGCGGAGCCCAAGAUUGACUUUCAAUCCCUCGCGAAGAUGAUCCAGUCUCUCUACUCUGGAGACUACAGCACAUUCUUCUCCAGCUUGGCCGCGGUCGAGAGCAACUUCCUUUCCACAGAUCGGUACCUUUACGAGCACCGAAGCUGGUUUGUGCGCGAAAUGCGACUUCGGGCGUAUGCUCAAUUGCUGCAGUCGUACAAGGUGGUGGGUCUGGAGAGCAUGGCAAAGAGCUUCGGUGUGAGCGUGGAUUGGCUGGACAGGGAUCUCGCACCGUUCAUUGCAAGUCAGAGAUUACCCUGCACAAUUGACCGGGUCAAGGGCGUGAUCACAACCCAGAGAGCGGACGACAAGAACAAGCAAUACAACGAUGUGGUCAAGCAGGGCGACCAGCUUAUCACGAAGCUACAGAAGUAUGGCCAGGUCGUUCGUCUCCGGGGAAGUGAGCGUAGUUGA
Molecule: messenger RNA, 1554 nt
Organism: Ramularia collo-cygni
Lineage: Eukaryota; Fungi; Ascomycota; Dothideomycetes; Mycosphaerellales; Mycosphaerellaceae
Product: probable 26S proteasome regulatory subunit RPN7
Exons: 2
Coding region: 1-1554 (517 amino acids)
Biological process (GO): proteasome-mediated ubiquitin-dependent protein catabolic process
Cellular component (GO): proteasome regulatory particle
Source: RefSeq, a predicted model, not a curated record